GGGCCGCGUGUGGGGCCUGCCCGGCCCCCUCCCCGGGCCCCCCGGCCCCCUCGGGCUCCCCGGGCCCCCCCGGCCCCCUCCCCGGGCCCUCCCCGGGCUCCCCGGGCUCCCCAGGCCCGCGGGGCUCCCGGCGCCUCCACCUCAGGGCCGCGGGCGGCGGGGCCCGGAGCCAGCGCAGCGGGUGAAGGUUUUGCUGCUGUUGUCCAGGAGCGGGUGAAGGAUGGACUCCCUGGAUCAGAUGCUGACUGACCCCCUGGAGCUGGGGCCCUGCGGGGAUGGCACGCGGAUCAUGGAGGACUGCAUGCUGGGGACCACCCGUGUCAGCCUGCCCGAGGACCUGCUGGAGGACCCUGAGAUCUUCUUUGAAGUCGUCAGCUUGUCCACGUGGCAGGAGGUGCUGACAGAAGCUCAGCAAGACCACCUGAAAAAAUUCCUGCCUCACUUCCCUGACAACAACCGGGAGCACCAGAACAAGCUCAUCUCCGCCUUGUUCAGCGGCGAGAACUUCAGAUUUGGGAACCCCCUGCACAUCGCCCAGAAGCUCUUCCGGGAUGGGCACUUCAACCCCGAGGUGGUGAAGUACCGGCAGCUGUGCUUCAAGUCGCAGUACAAGCGCUACCUGAGCUCCCAGCAGCAGUACUUCUACCGCCUGCUCAAGCAGAUCCUCGCCUCCCGCAACCACUUGCUGGAGUUGGCUCGGAAAGGAGGCCCUGACAUGACCCUGCGGAGGAGGCACUUCCCACCCACCUAUGACACGGAGGAGCGGGACAGACGGACGCAUCGGCGCUACUUGAAGAUCCUGAGGGAAGUGAAAGAGGAGUGUGGAGAUACCACCGUGUCUUCUGAUGAGGAAGAUCUAAGCUCCUGGUUUCCAAGUUCUCCUGCACGUUGUCCAAGUCCACCAGUUCCCCUGCGAGUGAUCCCCACAUUGUCCACCUUGGACAUGAAAACAGCAGACAAGAUAGAACUUGGGGAAAGUGAUUUGAAGAUGAUGUUGAGGAAGCACCACGAGAAACGGAAACGUCAACCAGACCACCCUGAUCUAGUGACAACAGACUUGACUCUUGAGGACAUCAUGACUCGAGUAAACGCUGGCAGGAAAGGUUCCUUGGCAGCCUUAUUUGACCUUGCAACUCUCAAGAAAAAGGUGAAGGAAAAGGAAGAUAAGAAGAAAAAAAGGCUGAAGAUUAAAUCCGAGGUGGAAGACUUGGCUGACUCUCUUAUCAAUGCAGAUGGAAUUGCACCAAUGUCUCAGGAUCCUUCCCCCAUCCCUCUGUCAUCUGUCAAAGAGGAACCUCUGGAUGAGAUGAAGCCAUGCCUUGGAAUAAAUGAAAUAUCUUCCAGCUUCUUUUUCCUUCUUUUGGAGAUACUGUUUCUGGAUGGGCCUGCUACUCUCUCUGUGCUGGAAGAUAAAGUUCUAGAUUGGCAAUCUUCUCCUGCCAGUGCACUAAAUAACUGGUUCUCCUUUGCCCCAAACUGGUCUGAACUGGUUUUACCUGCCUUGCAGUACCUGACAGGUGACAGCAGAGAUGCUCCUUCCAGCUUCUCACCUUUUGUUGAGUUCAAGGAAAGAACUCAGCAGUGGAAACUGCUUGUUUCUUGCCAUGACCAUGAGAAAGAAUUGGCAGCACUGUUUCAACUCUGGUUGGAGACCAAAGACCAGACCUUCUUCAAAGAAAGUGAAGACAGCUCAGAUGCCACAACACCAUUUCCCAGAGUAAGGACUGACUAUGUGGUCCGACCUAGCACAGGAGAGGAGAAACGUGUGUUUCAGGAGCAGGAACGUUACCGUUACAGCCAGCCCCACAAAGCCUUCACCUUCCGCAUGCACGGCUUUGAGUCGGUUGUUGGGCCUGUCAAGGGGGUGUUUGACAAGGAAACCUCCUUAAACAAGGCCCGAGAGCAUUCUCUGCUUCGCUCAGACAGACCUGCCUAUGUCACCAUCUUGUCCCUUGUUCGUGAUGCUGCUGCUCGCCUUCCUAACGGAGAAGGAACUCGUGCUGAGAUCUGUGAGCUGCUUAAAGAUUCCCAGUUCCUAGCUCCCGAUGUCACAAGUGCUCAAGUGAAUACUGUUGUUAGUGGUGCUUUGGAUCGAUUACAUUACGAGAAAGAUCCCUGUGUGAAAUACGAUAUUGGGCGCAAGUUGUGGAUCUACCUGCACCGAGACAGGAGUGAGGAAGAGUUUGAACGGAUCCACCAGGCUCAAGCUGCUGCAGCAAAGGCCAAGAAAGCUCUUCAGCAGAAGCCAAAACCCCAAGCUAAAAUGAAGUCCAGCAGCAAGGAGAGUUCCCUGAAAGCGCUCCCCAGCAGCACCUCAGAGCCCAGCCAGCUGAGCCUGAGUGACUCCAGCAUGCCACCAACCCCUGUGACUCCUGUGACACCAACUGCACCAGCAUUACCAGCAACCCCCAUUUCACCCCCACCAGUGUCUGUGGUUAGCAAGAGUGUCUCUAGUGCUGGGUCGGAGCCAGCAAAACCCAGCCAGAGUGUUCUUCUGGUGUCAUCCCCCACCAUGCCUCAGCUCGGGACAUUGCUCUCCACAGCCCAGAGUCCACAGGCACAGGCAGGGCCACCGCCACCCCCCAGCAGGGUGAUCAGUCACACCACCUCCUCAGGUCUGCCCCAGGUCCGGGUGGUCACUGCCCAGUCCAGCCUCCCAGCUGUGUCCCAGCAAGCCCCAGUGGUGACCCAGCAGCAGCAGCCUGCAUCAGUGCCUCAGAUUCGUGUUCCAGCUACAGCCACACAAACCAAAGUGCUCCCUCAGGCUGUGAUGACUCUGCCAGUAAAAGCUCAGACCAGCCCAGUGCAGGUGCAGAGACCAGGCAGCUCCGUGGGGGGACAGACAGGCCUGCCUGUGACAGGGCUCUCUGCAGCACCCAGUCCUGCUGUCAAGCCAGUGACCAGCUCUCCAGGCAGUUCUGCUACAAGCACCUCCUCUACCACUGUCAUCCAGAACGUGGCUGGCCAGAAUAUCAUCAAGCAGGUGGCUAUCACAGGCCAACUGGGCAUGAAGACCCAGCCUGGAAGCAGCAUCCCCCUCGCAGCCACCAAUUUUCGGAUCCAGGGGAAGGACGUGUUGCGCCUGCCCCCGUCCUCCAUCACCACGGAUGCCAAGGGCCAGACUGUGCUGCGGAUCACCCCGGACAUGAUGGCCACCCUGGCCAAAUCUCAAGUCACUACUGUCAAACUGACUCAGGACCUCUUCACAGCAGCUGCGGGAAGCAGUGCUGGUGGGAAAGGCAUCUCUGCAACUCUGCACGUGACGUCCAAUCCCGUCCAGACUGCUGAUUCUCCAGCCAAGACUAGCACGGCCACUUCAGCUUCUUCCAGCCCAGCUGGAAGCACAGUGGUUAAAGUGACUCCUGACUUGAAGGCUGCAGAGCCAACAAGCUCUGCUUUCCGACUGAUGCCUGCUCUGGGCAUGACCGUGGCGGAUCAGAAGAGCAAAGCCAUCACCACGGUGGCAUCCAGCGAGGCCAAGCCAGCUGCUACCAUAAGAAUCGUGCAAGGGCUAGGGGUGAUGCCUCCCAAAGCUGGGCAGACGAUCACGGUAGCUACUCACCCUAAACAAGUGUCCUCUUCCUCAGCAGUGAGCGUGGCUGGCACAGCCCACACCUCAGCGGUCUCCUUACCAACCGUGAGUGCCACAGUGUCCAAAGCGGUGGCCGUGGCCUCGGGAGCUGCUGGGACUCCCAUAACUAUAGGCACAGGAGCCACCACUGUGCGGCAGGUACCCGUCAGCACCACAGUAGUGUCAACAUCCCAGGCAGGUAAACUGCCAGCACGAAUAACAGUGCCUCUGUCAGUGAUCAGCCAGCCAGUGAAAGGCAAGAGUGUGGUGACUGCCCCCAUCAUCAAGGGCAACCUCGGGGCCAACAUCAGUGGAUUAGGUAGGAAUAUCAUCCUGACUACCAUGCCAGCAGGGACAAAACUGAUUGCUGGGAACAAGCCAGUGAGUUUCCUGACUGCACAGCAACUCCAGCAGCUGCAGCAGCAAGGCCAAGCCACGCAGGUGCGGAUUCAAACGGUCCCAGCCUCCCACCUCCAGCAGGGAACAGUGUCUGGCUCUACUAAAGCAGUUUCCACUGUGGUGGUGACAACAGCUCCAUCUCCAAAGCAGACCCAAGAUCAGCUAUGAACACUGGUUUGAAAAUGGAUUGCUUUCCAAGAACUUCCCUGAGUCAUCCUCCAUCCAACCACCCAAGACAACCUAAGCACAGUCAUGGCUAGGGGCUGGACUGGAUUCUGUCACUUUUUUUUGGUCUGGAGUCAGCAUUGUGAUGUCUAGGUAGAAAAUCCACAGCAAAAGAUGCUGUACCUACAAACUAAAAUGUUUCAGUCCAGAUAUGUAAAGCCAAGGUCUGUAGCAUUGAUUGUUUAAGAAAUGUCUUCCUUUUCUUUGUCCUUUUCCCAUCCCAAGGGCUUUUUGCCAAUAUAAUUCCUGGGCGUUUUGGGUUCUAGAUGAAGCAGUUGAGCUUGGGUCUUCCUUAACCAGGGAAAUUUGCUUGGAAGGGGUAAUUCAGACUCUUCCAAGUCAUGAAGAAGAUGCCUCCUUUUGCAGGAGUUUAGCUGCCACCAUGUUUAUACAGGGGACUUGGGAUGGUGAUUUGGACACCAGAGUUGGUAACAGCAUGGAAUUAGAUCCCUCACACAUUCAGCCUACUGUUUAUAGACUUUUAAAAUACCUCUCCCCUAUCUCUGAGCUCACCUUUCUUUCAGACAGAUAACACUUCAUAGUUCUGUCAAGGGCAGGAUGAGACUCAAGACGGUUUUUGCUGUAAAAAAGCAAGUAACCACAGGGAAAGGUGAGAAGUGGAGGAGAUGCAGAAAGUCAUUGUGUGAACAGGUCUGUCAGGAAAUGGGAAUAUAGUGGAAAAUAAAGUGUUGACCAGAAGGAUCCUCCUUUAGUUUUCCUCAACAAAGAAACCUUUUUAUCAGUCAAAAAAGACUGUAGCUUGUUUUAAAAGUGUGGAUCUACCCAGCCUGGACUCAGCAGAAAUCUUUUAACCCCUGAUCUUGGCCUUUAGUUUUGUUUUUACCUUUCCAAUUUUAUCUGUGUACAUUUGUUUGAAUUUUGCACAUACUGGAGAUGAAUCCGUGGCUGUUCUGACGUGACCUUGAAGCUUCCUGGGAAUGAGAUCAGAAGACAUGUUGGACCAGGAGAAGAAUAAAAGGGCAGAAUGCCUUAUAAAUCUCUCUGCCA
Molecule: messenger RNA, 5203 nt
Organism: Apus apus (common swift)
Lineage: Eukaryota; Metazoa; Chordata; Aves; Apodiformes; Apodidae
Gene: NFRKB
Product: nuclear factor related to kappaB binding protein
Exons: 26
Coding region: 221-4138 (1305 amino acids)
Cellular component (GO): Ino80 complex
Molecular function (GO): protease binding
Source: RefSeq, a predicted model, not a curated record